Canariomyces notabilis is the source of this 4224-nucleotide messenger RNA. RefSeq lists its product as uncharacterized. The transcript has 5 exons. Gene Ontology annotation, molecular function: DNA-binding transcription factor activity, RNA polymerase II-specific; RNA polymerase II cis-regulatory region sequence-specific DNA binding. Gene Ontology annotation, biological process: regulation of transcription by RNA polymerase II. NCBI's taxonomy places the organism in Eukaryota, Fungi, Ascomycota, Sordariomycetes, Sordariales, Chaetomiaceae. The coding region runs from base 1 to 4224 and encodes 1407 amino acids. The record is from RefSeq and is a predicted model, not a curated record. Gene Ontology annotation, cellular component: chromatin.
AUGGCUAGCUUAGACUUUAUAAUGGAUGUCAACGACGACCGCCAGACUGCCGACAGUCGACACCCCCACAAUAAAAGGGACAAGGGCGCCAGCAAACCGGCCAGUGCCGGUCAGCUCCAGGAACCGCCCACCAACCAGCAAGCAGACCCGGGAUCUGCCAGUAGUCCCGGCCAGGCCACCGAGGGAGAUAUCAACCAGGCCGCCCUCGCUGCCCAGCCCAAAAGGCGCGGUGCCCCAUCCCGAGGUCUCAAUUCUGCCCCACCGGCUUCAGGAAGAGAAGGAGCAGCAACAGCAGCAGCAGCAGGGUCAGGAGGAGCAGGCCCCAUCCCCGCAGUCUCGUCCUCGUCGUCGUCGUCGCCAACCCUGUCGGCGAGCACAAACCGGCCGUCUGCCAGUCGUCAGAGCACGACGAGCAGCGACUCGAUGGACCCGACAGCAUAUGGUUCUUCUGCCUCGUCGCCCUCAACGGCCCGGGGCCCCCAGAGGCCCAUGCCCAUGCAUCUCUCCGCAGCACCGUUCCAGCCGAGGUUGACUCCAAAGACCAACCGGGUCAGCAAAGCACAGAAGGGCUUGCCCGUCCAUGUCUGCGAAAUUUGCAAACCUCCAAGGACUUUUACACGGGCUGAACAUCUAAGGCGUCACCAGUUGAGUCACGGCGCGCCUCAGUUCCAAUGUCCAAGCUGUGAGAAGCAGUUUCACCGCGAAGAUUUGCUGGCACGGCACCAGCAAAAACACGAAAAUGUUGAUCAAGUGCCGAGAUCGGGCACCUCACCAGAGAGUCCGCAUGCUUCUUCGGCGCCAGUUGUCCAACAGGCUCCGCAGCCCCACGGAAGCUCGUCGUCCAUUACGGGACCGGCUCCCUCGCCCUCGACAACCGAAUUGCCUCCGACACCCAGCACCGCCACCAUUAGGAACCAGUCAGGGUUCCCGCAGCUUGGGAGUCCGGCACACGGAAACAGCUCGAGCUACGCGUCUGUACGAGGCUCACCCGGAGAGUACCAUAGUCCUUACACGCUGUCCCCCGAAAUCUCAGUCAUCACCCCAACACACGCUCCAUCAUUAGCGUCACCUUAUCAUGGUGGUUCAGGCUCCUACCAAACACCUAGGAGCGGACACCCGCCUAUCUACGUUGUCACGCAGGGGCUCCAGCCGCGAGGUCUACAGCCGCCCGGUCUACAGCCGCCCGAGCAGUUGCCAGAGCAUGAUACCUCACCAUGGCCAUCAUCGGCAUCGGACAGCACCUACUCGACCCCGUCAGACGUCUCCCGCACUCGCCCCUGGAUCCGUGGGCCGUCGCCGACCACCGAAUGGGCUACCUCGCAGACGCUGCCCCCGUAUCCUAGCACGAGAUCACGGGGUCUCCGCCCUCCAGGCGCCGGAAUGGACGGAGUCUCAGCCCUACAAGCUCCUUUCCUAAUCAAUUCGUACACGUCAAACCCGCCGGCGCAAGAGCAGCAUUUUGGGAGCACAGUGCUUAAUGUCCAGUCUAUGGGAUUCGCUGAAGCGACCAGCCACCAUGGUUCCGUGAGCAAUUCAACGGUUAGCACGUUCCGCCCCCAUCAGCAGCGCCAGGACAACUCCAUCUCGUCUCUGCGCGGCCAGACGCCACCCAUGAACGCGGCAUCUCAUGCAAGUGAGUCUCUGGUUGCGCCCGUUCCUACUCUCCCAAGCCGACUUGAUCCUUUGGCGAGCCUCGACCGCCGGAAAGGGAUCAUGAUGGAGGCACACCAGGAUCUUAUGGGUACUAGCAUGGGCGACAUGAGUCUGCUAGGUGGCUUGGACGCCGGAUACGGCGGCGAUGGCGCCAAUGCUGCCAACCUCCGCGUUGACGAUGGCAGUCACAGCGCCGGCAUUGCCGCAGAGCUGGACCUGGCCAUGGGAGGCGGAUGUGUUAUGCCGAUCCCUCCGACCAUGACCAUCCCGCUACCGGCGCCCGUCCGCGCCGCGGUUCCCAGAUAUCUACAGGUGUACUGGGCGCGGAUUGACAAAUUUCUGCCGAUGGUGCACCGACAGACUUUCGAGGCGGCCCCGGAAGAUGCGUUGAUGUACGCCAUGGCGGCCGUAGCUACUCAACACCUCGACAGCAGGGAAGACCGCGCUCGGGGAAAUCAGCUACACGAAUUUGCCUGGCAGGAGGUGAAACGGACUCCCCAGUGGACCAUGCAGAUCAUGCAAGCCAUCCUCCUAUGCGAAUAUUUUGCGCGUUUUCGUGGCCGCAAGGCCGUCACGCGGCCCUCAAAACCGUUCGAGUCACUGUAUUCGAGGGUGAGUGCUGCUCUGCCAUACUUUAUCCCGCCGCCGUCGUCUGCUUUUUCUGAGGACAGCGGCUUUUGGCUUGCCGAUACUACCACCACCGCUUGGUCUCUUACUUCGUCCCCUGCUUCUUCAAACUCGUCAUUGUGUGAUUCCAUUACACCGACCACCACAACCAUGUCUCCCUUCGCUCUGCGGCACCUUAGUCCGCUUCAGGGAACUCCCUGGGGGGGUUUUUCUUCGUCGUAUGGCUCGUCGGCGACUUCUUCGCGUUUUGGAAAUCCUUCCAAAUCUUCUUCAGAGUCGUCCCUGGUCUUUGACUUCUCGCACUCUUCUCGCAGUAAUCUUAAUCUUAAUGUCAAUGUCACUUCCUCUCCUGGUGCUCGCUCACGAGCACAAACAUCGUGGUCCUCCCUCUUUGAUCCCACGCGCUCCAGCCCGGUGCAGGGCCCAGCGCCCCCUCCCUUUUUCUCGACUCGUUCCAAGGCUCCAGGGCAGGCAUACUCACAGUCUGUUUCCAACACACAGGUGCUCUACCACAGCCCGGCUCUCCUGGAUCACGCCAUGCUAGCCUCGAAUCAGCAACUGCCUCUCCAGGACCGGUGGCGCAACUGGGUCGACGCGGAAUCGCGCCGUCGACUUUUCGCCGGAUGCCUUUUCUGCGACGGCCACGCCGCCGUUUACCAGCAACAGCGACGGGCCCAGGACUUCGAAGCUGACGGGUCAGCCGCACUCCAUCUGGUCCCUCUCCUUGGCCGCAGCGCCAAACUGUGGGAGGCUCGCACGGCCGAGGAAUGGGAAGCCGCCUUGGCCGAGGAUCCCGGUGCUGUCGAUCCCGAAUUCGUCCCCCCGCUCGAGCAGCUCACCGAGGUGGACCUGUUCUCGCGGCGUAACUUUGACCGUCUGAUGAUUCUCAGUGCCUGCGCGCUGCGCCUGCCGCGUCGCCAUAGGUCGCUGCUCGCCACGGCCGCCUCGGCAGACAACUCCCCCGCGCCCGACGACAACAUGGACAACAUGGGAAGCCAGUUCGAUCAGCUGCCGGAACCGCAGCAGCAGCCGCCCAUUACCCCGCACAUGCCGUACAUCGACGCCGAGGAGCGCAUCAGCUACCUCUUCGGGGGCUGCCCUGUCGGCAACUCCUACCUAGCCCUGCAACACACCCCACUGCGCGACCUGCUCGCCGUGGCGGGUGACUCGUGGGUGUUUACGCAGAAGCUGCUGCACGGGUCGACGUUCGUCAAGCACCAGCGCCGCGUCCGGCUGUGGGCUACGGGCGCAACCACCAGUCCCUCUCUAACAACCAGUAACACCACCGGCGGCACCGCUGGCACGUACACAGAUCCCAGCCUGGCGGGCCUCAACCCCGUGCGGGCAACGGUCUACGCUGCGCGCGCCAUCCUGCUCUUCCUCGAGCGCGAGCAGCCCUUGUCCCCCUACCACGGCCCGCCCGCCGCGCUCUGGUGUCUCGACCUGGCCGAUUACUGGGCCAUGUACGUGUGCGCGCUCAUCUGCUGGGCCUUUAGCCACCGCGCGCGUGGCACAAUUAGCGCGUCGUCAUCAUCAUCCACAUCGUUUUCUCCAUCGUCUUCUGAUAAGCAGCAGCAAAGGCAAGCCCGCCAGCGGAGCAGCAGUGCGGCGUCCGGUAGUACCAGCGCCAGCGUCAGCGAAGCGGGGAGCAACAACAGCCCUCCCCUAGGCAUAACCGCGGCCGUUACUACUAGUAGUGGGAGUAGUAGGAGUACGGCAGACCAAGAGGCGGCAGCGAUCGAGUGGCUGCGCACGGUGGCAGCCGAGGGCGCGACACUCGAUGACGUGGUGGCGGUGCGCGGCGCCCCCGAGGCCCACAACGUCGUGUGCUUGGUGCGGCGGCGGCUCGAGAGCGACUGCGUCGGGGAGCGCAGCCGGCUGUACUGGGACGCGGUCGGGGUGCUGAAGAAGGUGGAGGAAGGGGUUGGGCGGAUGUGGUUUUGA